CGUUCGAGGAAGCGGAUAGCAAAGCGCUGAUUGGCUGAGUGGGACGCGCUGGAUGGGCGCGGCUUGCAUAUGAAUAAGGCCACGCGGUCGCCGAUUGGCUAAGACGCACGUAGUCGGAAACGUUCGAACCUAGCGGAGGAUGGCGGCCGCGGCUACUUUUUUCCGCCGCCUCGGGGCGCUGAGCGGGGCGUCGGCGGUGGGGGCGGCCGCUUAUGGGGCGCACGGCUUCCAUCCCAAGGAACAGCCGGAGUACCUGAAAGAGUUGUACGACACAGCCAAUAAGUACCAUUUCCUGCACAGCCUGGCUCUCUUGGCAGUGCCCCACUGCCGCUACCCUAUGCUGGCUGGCGGAAUCCUAUCGACGGGCAUGGGGCUCUUCUGCGGACCCUUUUAUUACCACGCGAUGACCGGCCAGCCAGCCUUCACCCACGUGGCACCCUACGGCGGGAGCCUCCUCAUCCUUGGCUGGCUGGCCUUGGCUCCCUAACGACCCCUGGCCAAUCUCCGUCUGUGUGUCCCCCCCCACUCCAAGGCUGGCCAAACCAAGAACCUCUGCUCUGCCCACUGGACCUUCCCACCAUUCUCCAUUUUUUUGGGGGGGGGGUGUCAGGAAGGGGCUUGGGCCAAGCCUGGAGCAGCGGAGGCCUCUCCCAAAACCUGCACUGGAAUUAAAUCCUGGAAGAGCCGAAUCGUCUCUUUUUUAAAAACAAAACAAAAAAAAUGAUUAAAUUAAUAUUAUUGUGACUCCAGAUUUGUAACGGGGAGGAAUGGGGCCGUGCCGAGGCUGUUCGGCUUUGGGCGGCUGUACAGAAUCAUGCAGCUUUAAUUGUGAUUUUAAUAAACGGGCUUGCUUUUA
Molecule: messenger RNA, 856 nt
Organism: Ahaetulla prasina
Lineage: Eukaryota; Metazoa; Chordata; Lepidosauria; Squamata; Colubridae
Gene: TMEM256
Product: transmembrane protein 256
Exons: 4
Coding region: 140-487 (115 amino acids)
Source: RefSeq, a predicted model, not a curated record